Molecule: messenger RNA, 1402 nt
Organism: Hyaloscypha bicolor E
Lineage: Eukaryota; Fungi; Ascomycota; Leotiomycetes; Helotiales; Hyaloscyphaceae
Exons: 3
Coding region: 227-1402 (391 amino acids)
Source: RefSeq, a predicted model, not a curated record
CAAAUGCAAAGGAAGCAAAAGGUGCCAUUGCCCCUGUGUUGCUAGCGAGCCCCUGAAAUUCUAGGGCCGGCAGGUGCAGAUCAGUUUCUCCGGCCCUAAUUCACCUCCCACCCCCCUCCGACUAUUAUACACAACCUCGCUCGCAUGCGAACUUCUUUUGUCCACAACUCUUCCUCUAAAAUUCGAUCUCUUCCCUAACUCAUCCUCCUCGAGUCAAGAGCCCCCAAUGGAGUCUACCAAUAGACACCAUGAGCUCGAAGCCCAGGACGACGAGCUCCCCACCACGAGACGUCCACCUGCUCAACUUAGACCAGCUCCAGUCUCGAAGACUGCCGGUUCAAGGAAGAAAACAGUCCCUCAAAGACGAAAGAUCGGAGGUCAAUCUGAGCUGGCCAUGCGUACAACACCAUCGACUGUAGUUGAAGGAGAGGAAAUCAACAAUUCGCAACUAGUAGUUCGGACGAGAUCAGAGAGAGACACUUCGAGAUUGAUGGCGAGCCAGCCAGCUAACACCUUCACAUGCUUCUCCAGGCUUCCUCCUGAGAUUCGAAAUCUCAUAUGGUCUUGGGCGGCUGUCGUUAUCCCAGCAAGUUCUCCUCGUGUGUUGUGGGUCGCUCCGGAUCCAGAGGAUCUUGAGUCUGAGCCGAUCUCCGCGAAGCUAAAUCAACAACUGCGAGUAUGCCCAGGCGUGGCGUUCUCUAAUCCCGAGUUGUUGACGGCCUGUCGGGACGCAAGAUUGGUCGCCCUCAAAGAAUACACCGCCUGGGCCCUGGCCGCCGUCAAGACUCAUGUCCCUCUUCGGGGAGCUGCUUAUAUCAACAAAACAUUCGACCACGUCUACUUCAGAGGCAUGUCCGAUUUCUACUUCCUGAGCUUGCUAAAAGAGGUCGAUUACUUUCCCACUCAUCAGAAUAAAGACGGAAAGUUCGAUGUUCCCAUUUUGCGUCAACUCCUCGCCCAAUUCAACGGCAUCCAAAAUCUAGCCAUGAGUUGGGAACAGUGGCACCUUCUUAUCGACGAUGGUCACGACAUUAAAUGGUUUCGGCGUUUGCCUCCUUUGAAAGUCCUGACAAUCGUUCUCAAAUUGAGAAUUGAUGAUAUGACCGACAGAAUCCGGGUACCAUCUGACCAACGCCUCUGUCGUCUGGAGCGCGGCACACUACGGGCUAUUUGUGGAGAGAAGAUCCGGUGGUGGACGCAGAAAUGCCUGGAGCUUUUCAGUCAGAAGUUUCCAGAGUAUUCAAUUCCAAAAGUCCGCGUCAGACAGCUGUCGUCUGCACCACCCGUUGAUCAUACCUCCAGCGACGAUAUAGAAUUCGAUCAGGAGUUUGACAAGGACUAUCGUCUUGAGGGAAAACGCCACUUUGGGAAAAUGCCACGGCCUUUGGAUAGUUCAGAUUAG